GGAACAAGAAAAAGUAAAAACAAUGGUUGAGUGAGGGAUGUUAACCCUUAAAGCAGGAAAGCUAAGAUUAAGUUUGAAAUUACACUUUCACACCUUGCUUUCUUAUUGUCUUUUUAAACCCAAAUGUUUGCAAUAGAAUAUAUAGGUUAGGAAGUUAGGUACAACUGUAUACAUGAUCUCUUUUAGAAAUUUAGCCUUGAUUAGGUACUUUUAUAUCAACAAAUCAUGCUUUAUUGAGUGCAAUACUUAAAAUUUGUUUGUCUAGAUCUAUAUAGACUGGACUGGACUAGUUUAUUAUUAAAUCACAUCGCAGUAAAAUACUAAAUUGCAUAAUUAUUUACAAGCUACUAAUAUACAAUUAUAAAUAAAUAAUAGAACCAGAUAACUGGACUUCUUUUUACUUUUCACUUUUCUAGAAAGGUGCUUUGGUUAGAAGAUGUAAAACAAUUCAAUGUAUAAGAGCAGUGUCACUUGCUCUCUUGCAAGCUUCUGUUUGUUCUUCACUACCCAAUGGUUUUUCAAGUGGCCUGACCAUAUUACUUCUUGUCCAUUGAACAAAUGAUCCACAUUUUAAAACUGAUCUGUGAAAAUUGCUGUUUACUAUUGUCUUUGUCUCUUAAAAGUGCCCCUGAAGAAGUAAAGAGAGUGUUUAGUCUUCAAAAUGCAAGUCAGGUAAUGUUGCAAAACAACCUUGUUUUGGAUAUAAUUCUGGUACUUAAGUUCCCAUGUGUUGUGAUCAUAAAGAAAUUUUGCUUUUUUUUUUCAUUCAAAAUUCUCUUGUGCUUUUCUAAUCAUAUCAGCGAAAGUAUCAACAAAAUAAACACUGUUGUAAGCUAAGUUAAGCUAUUAAUGUAAGCAGCUUUGGUUGGUUUGAUUUGUUGUUGACCAAUGUCAAUUCUGAUGAUCUACUGCCUUUGUAUUGUUUUUCCUCUAUGCAGUGGGAACACCGUAAAAUUGGUCUAGGAAAGAUGGAACAAAAAUAUGCAGAUAAAUAUGAACAAAAAAGUAAGUCUUCUAGAAUGGUAAAUUAGUGACUGACUUGGAGGUUCAGAUGGGAGAAUAUUUGGCUUGAAGUUCCUUAGGUGCCACUUUUAAUCUUUCCAACAGACCAAGAUUUAGUAAUGUCAUCUGAGAUCUUUUAAUGAACAGAUGUUCUGGCCUCUAAGAAGUCUCAAUUACCUGAAUUUCUUUCAGUUGCAAAGUUGACCAUUCAAAUUGAGGCAGUGAAAGCAAAUAAUAAUGAUGGAAGGAGAGGAAGAAAGGUAAAAUUUUGUGUACUUCCACUCUCUAGGACUGAAUACCAGUGUGAGGCAGAUACUUUUGCUAGGCAAACAUUCAUGGCUGGUGCCAGGAGAAGUUACCAAGUUUUUUGGUAACUUCACUCUUUACAAGGUUUCCAUUUCACUUAACCCUGUAACUCACAUGAGUGACCAGUAUAGAAUUUCUCCUUACAAUUCAAUACAACAUCAAGCAGACAAGUGAUGAGAAUAAAGAAAAAUAUCAAUGGGAGGAUUAUUAGUUGAUCCAAUACCAAAAUCUGUGAUCUGACCCUGUAAAAAUUGUCUCUAGGCAGUGAAAGGGUAAGGUGGACAAGUGUAUUUUUCUUGAAAUCCUACGUGUAAUAGAAGACAUAUACACCCCUGUAUACCUCUUACGGAAGACAACAUCAAUGAAUUUUCUUGCGCAUUUAGUGAUGCUGUUUACAACCACAGGACCUCUGAGAGGCCUUAAAUUUAAUUCUCCAUUCCCAGGAGUAACCAAAAGGCAUUUUUCCUUACUUUAUAAAUACUUUUUAAUGUAGAAAGGUAUUGAAAAGAAAAAUUAAUGUCCAAAAACAUGAUUUAACAUUUAACACUAAAUUCUCAGAGCUAAAAUUUUACAAAAUGUUUGACAGACAGUAAGGGGGAUCUAUAUUUAGAUACUGGGAGUGAUAGGUUUUAAAUUGUGGAAAAGAAUUCCCUAAUUUUCCAUUUCUUGCUUAGCAUUGAGUUGAGCCUGUGCAAGGUCCCUGAGACUCUGUGAUACGAGUUUUGUUGCCUGUGUGUGGUGCUUAUAUUUGUUGCGAUUUGCCGUGGUAGUAAAUUCUUUGCCAAAACUGAGGGGAAAACACCGUGCCUUUUUACCACAUUUUACCUAAACAAUUGAGGUUAUUAAAAAGACACGAGAUACGUUGCGAUAGCAGAAGAUGUAGUCCAAGUUCUUUUUCCUUCGUUUUUGUGAACUGAGACGAAUUCGAGCGACGCAAAUCUUUAUCCAUCUUGAGAAAACAGGUCUUGCUAAUAACGGAUUUAUUACAAACUGGCCUGAAAGUUCAAAGCGGGGACAAUGCUGAAAAUUUCGAACGGGCAAGGUUAGCUUAUUCGAACAAUGGAUUUGUUAUUAUGAUUCACCUCACCAGCUCAAGGAGAGCCAGGCGUCUAAUAAAAUGAUUUUUUGCUUUUUAAUUCAAUAAGCUAUAGAUGUGAUGAAUUCUUUUUUGAUCUGCUUGUUUUUUAGGACAUAGGGAAUAAAGUAUUUCUUUCUUGGCUGAUUGCACAACGAAGAAAAAAACUACUGAACCUGAAAAACCUUCGUUUUGAGCGCUACCUGGAACUAAUAAAAGAACUUGACAUAGCUCCACUGGAGAGCCCGCACACAAAGUGGAACAAGUACAAGUUUAGGCAGUUUAAGAUGGGUGUAGAAAUCAAGGAGAAGAAGCGGCCAUACCUACGGCGUGUAUAACGAUGGAAAUAAACGAUAAAUUUUCGUUAUAACGUGUUCCUUUCGUUAACGAGGCGGGGGCAUCCAUGAAGACCCUUUACAAUUUGGAGUUAGAGGAAAUGAUAGAGAUCAUUUUUCGAUGGUUGAUAUACAAAAAACGAAGUAAUCACAACGGGCGAUCAGAGCCAAGGUUGAUAUCACUAAGAGCCACUCAUUACUCAGAGUGAAUAAAAACCUGUGCGUUGGAAGACGCGCGUAAGACAAGCCUCGUUCUUGUUUCGCAUUUAUAUUGUCUGGUUUGACUCUGACCACUGAGUGUGAAACAUCUAAUUUCCUUUACCACAUCACCCCUGAAUCAAAAAUUAAGGUCACGAGAAAAAAGGAAGCGAUCAUCAUCUAAGAGUAGCUAUUGAUUGUUAAACAAAUUCUCCUUGUGAGCACCUAAG
This is a messenger RNA of Pocillopora meandrina, 3146 nucleotides long. NCBI's taxonomy places the organism in Eukaryota, Metazoa, Cnidaria, Anthozoa, Scleractinia, Pocilloporidae. The record is from the annotation of a GenBank genome assembly.